Molecule: messenger RNA, 1236 nt
Organism: Homarus americanus (American lobster)
Lineage: Eukaryota; Metazoa; Arthropoda; Malacostraca; Decapoda; Nephropidae
Product: serine-aspartate repeat-containing protein I-like
Exons: 3
Coding region: 1-1236 (411 amino acids)
Source: RefSeq, a predicted model, not a curated record
AUGUGCAGUAGCACAGAAGGAUCCCGCACAGCAGGGCACGAGAUACAAACAGGAGGAACUAGUGAUGGUACAACAAGUACUGUCAUCAACAGAGAGGAAAGUGACUUACAUCUAGAUAGUCCUGAUCGUGAGUCCAUAUCUAUAGUAAAUGAUGAGGAGGACCAGUUCUUGGGUGUUAUUUCUCGAGGGUCCGAAAGCCCAGAAGAAGAGUCUGACUCUGCUGGAGAUAUUAUACGAGAACUGUGUUGGCUUUUCGGGCGAGAAUACCCGAGAGGUAAAGACGAUGAGAGUAGUUGUUCAAGUACAGCAUCACUGGAUGAUGAUUCGGCGGGAUCAUCAACGGAGGCAAGUCGACCUUACGAUAUGACCGUGGUUGACCGUUUAAAACACAGCUCAACAAACUUGCCAUCUACUGAAGAAAGCUCACAACUAUUCUGCGAUACUCAAGUAACAACAGAAUUACAAGUGAGAAAGGCAGUGGCCCCACAGGAGCCAGUGACCACAGAGGAGCCGGAGGCCACAGAGGAGGCAGUAACCACAGAGGAGGCAGUGACCACAGAGGAGCCGGAGGUUACAGAGGAGGCAGUGACCACAAAGGAGGCAGUGACCACAGAGGAGCCGGAGGCUACAGAGGAGGCAGUGACCACAGAGGAGCCGGAGGCCACUGAAGAGCCAGUGACCUCAGGGGAGGCAGUGACCACAGAGGAGCAGGAUGCCACAGAGAGGAGAAGUGAGGACAGGGAGGAGCUGGAGGCCACAGAGGAGGCAGUGACCACAGAGGAGCUGGAGGCAGUGACCACAGAGGAGCAGGAUGCCAGAGGAGAGCAAGAGGCAGUGACCACAGAGGAGCCGGAGGCCACAGAGGAGGCAGUGACCACAGAGGAGCCGGAGGCAGUGAUCACAGAGGAGCCGGAGACCACAGAGGAGGCAGUGACCACAGAGGAGGCAGUGACUACGGAGGCAGUGACCACAGAGGAGCCGGAGGCAGUGGCAGAGGGAGCCGGAGGAGGCAGUGACCACAGAGGGCCGGAGGAGGCAUUGACACAGAGGAGCCGGAGGCCACAGAGGAAGGAAGCGACCAGAGGAGGCAGUGACACAGAGGAGGCAAGGAGCCAGGAGCAGGAGGCCGGAGAGGCCACAGAGGAGGCAGUGACCACAGAGACUGAAGAGGAGCCGGAGGCCACAGAGGAGAGUGACCACAGUGGACAGAGAGCGGAGGCCACAGAGAGGCAGUGA